Lolium perenne is the source of this 1896-nucleotide messenger RNA. NCBI's taxonomy places the organism in Eukaryota, Viridiplantae, Streptophyta, Magnoliopsida, Poales, Poaceae. The record is from RefSeq and is a predicted model, not a curated record.
AUGUUCCACGGUCGAGCUCAACGGAAGAAGCCAGAAGAAGGCGGUGACUUGAUCGCCUCCGGCGGCAUCACAUUCCAGAUGCACGCUGGCAAAUUAGAGAAUGACGCAUUCUUGAAACCGGAGCUCCCUGGCAAGGCGGAGAGCACCUGGAGGAAACGCUGGUUCUAUUACAAGGAAGUGACUCCAUCGGGCGAGCUCGCCCUCCCGGAGUUCACCAUGGAGCCGAGUCGACCUCGCCGGCUCAAUGUGAAGAAGCUGCCUGAAGCAGCGCAAGCAAUGGUGGAGGUGAUGCUGAAUCGCCUCCGCGAGCUGAAGUUUGAAGGGCUGAAGGCAGUAAAUGUCUACAGCUGUUGGUUCACAUCCUUGGACGAGCCGCUUCAAGCCUUCGACGGAAUUGAUAAUCGACUCCCCUCGGAAGGCAACUUUCGCGAUGUGGAGGACUGGCUCCCACCGCUCGACGGCGAGGAGCCUGAUGAAAUUAAGGACGCCGAGGAGGAGGCGGCCCGCGGGUCUGGAGAAGAAGACGACGAGGGGACUGAGAGCGAGUCGCCCCCACCUGCCGAAGCCCCCGCCGCCAGGAAGACCCGUCAGCAAACUCUGAAGGAGCUGGCGAUGAAGCAGCCCGCAGUGACUCCCCCUGAAAGCCAGGAGUCGAGCUCCUCAGAGCAGUCGUCGUCGAGCAGCGUGCAAGCGCUGGAGAAGACGCCGCCUCGAGCCAGAAGGGCGGCCCAGGAGGAAGAGCCUCCUGCCUCAUCAUCGAAGAAGCAAGCAGGCCGCGGAAUCCAGCGACCAUUGAUACCGCCCCCAGCUGCCGCGAAGCCAGUCGGCAGUCGAGCGGCGCCGCCCCCGCCAGCAGCAAAGUCGAAACUGCGGGUAGCCGUCCGCAAGGUCACGCAAAGAAAGGUCGACUCGCCAGUCGACCCCACGAAGAGGAAGGGCAAGUCGACCAGCGCUGAUGCCCAGUCCUUGAAGAAGCUGAAGGCGACUCCACCGGAGUCUGACCUUCCGGAAGGAGAGCCUGAAGCUCACGAUGCGGUGCCGGAGCAGCACGAAGAAGCACCCGCGUCGUCUGACGAGGGCGAAGACGCGGAAAUUGCCGCGCAGAGGGAGAAGGCAGCUCGCGAGGGGCGAGCUGCGACUAAGGAACGUAGGAGCAAAAUGAGGGAGGAAACUCCUGCAGAAGCUCCCCAAGCUGCCAAAGUGACGGCGAGACCCAGCUCGACACCUCGAGUCGAGCCCGCCCAAGACUUGGUGUUGACGCAGUCGCCAUUCGCAGAAGUGGUGGAUUCGAUGGCGAAGAGGACACCAGUGGCCCCUAGCGGCCUUGGGCAAUUCCCACUAGCGUCCGCCGGGUUCCCAGACAUAUAUCGGCAGCUCGGAGCUGCGUGCAGGAAUGCCCGAGUGGGCUAUGUCGAAGAGGCCACGGCGAAGAAGGAGCUCGCCGCAGUGGAGCAGGAGCGACUGCGGCUUGAGAGGGAGCUCGCCACCACCCGCACCUCGCGACAAGAUUGGAAGGACAAAGCCCAGGCCGCACAGGAUGAGUCCCCGAGCCUCUGCAUCUUGAACUUCCUUUCUCAUCUUGACAUCUUGGUUGCAGACUUCUUGGGAGUGACUGACGAGGCGACUCGGCAGCUCGGUCCCAUCGCUGCUGUGAAGGAGAUGCGGGAUCGCAUCGUGCACUGCACAUCGGAGGUCCGCGCCGUGGUGCAAACAAUCUGCAGCGCCGACUCCGUCCCGGAGGACUACAAAGGCGUAGCACACAGUCUGCAGGUCCUGCCUGCUGUUUUCGAAUGGCUGCAGAGGUCAGCGUACCGGCGCGGAGCGACCACAGGGCUGGCGCUUGGGGCCGCCUUUUUUCCCGCCGACUGGAACCACGACGAGAUGUCGAGUGGUUAG